Molecule: messenger RNA, 7242 nt
Organism: Pseudopipra pipra
Lineage: Eukaryota; Metazoa; Chordata; Aves; Passeriformes; Pipridae
Gene: HTR6
Product: 5-hydroxytryptamine receptor 6
Exons: 3
Coding region: 1-1293 (430 amino acids)
Biological process (GO): G protein-coupled receptor signaling pathway, coupled to cyclic nucleotide second messenger; chemical synaptic transmission
Cellular component (GO): plasma membrane; dendrite
Molecular function (GO): G protein-coupled serotonin receptor activity; neurotransmitter receptor activity
Source: RefSeq, a predicted model, not a curated record
AUGGAGGGCGACCUGGGGGCCCCCAAUUCCAGCAUGCUGGGGGAGCACUCGCUGCUUGUGGGGAGCAGCUGGGUGGCUGCUUUCCUGUGCUUCAUCAUCCUGCUGACCACGGUGGGGAACUUCCUCCUCAUCCUCCUCAUCGUCACUCAGCGCUCCCUCCGCAACACCUCCAACUACUUCCUGGUGUCCCUGUUCAUGUCGGACCUUAUGGUGGGGCUGGUGGUGAUGCCCCCAGCCAUGCUCAACCAGCUCUAUGGGCGCUGGGUGCUGCGGGGGGACUUCUGCUCCCUCUGGGCCUCCUUCGACGUCAUGUGCUGCAGUGCCUCUAUCCUCAACCUCUGCAUCAUCAGCCUGGACCGGUACCUGCUCAUCAUCUCCCCGCUCAAGUACAAGCUGCGCAUGACCUCCUGCAGGGCCCUCUGGCUCAUCCUGGCCACCUGGACCGUGGCUGCACUGGCCUCCUUCCUGCCCAUCAAGAUGGGAUGGCAUGAGCUGGAGUUCGAGGAGCUCUCCCUGAACGUCACCUCGUGGGGGGACGAAGACCAGUGCCAGCUGGUGGUCAGUUUACCGUACGCCCUGGUCGCCUCUUGCCUCACCUUCUUCCUCCCAUCUGCUGCCAUCUCCUUCACCUACUGCCGCAUCCUCCUGGCUGCCCGCAAGCAGGCGGUGCAGGUGGCUUCCCUCACCUCCAACGUGGCCACCACCACCACUACUGAUGACACCAUGCCACAGAUUCCCUGUGUCCCAAGCCAGCCUAUGGCCGGCAGUGAGAGCAGGAGGUUCACCAACAAGCACAGCAAGAAGGCACUGAAGGCCAGUCUGACCCUGGGCAUUCUCCUGGGCAUGUUCUUCGUGGCCUGGCUCCCCUUCUUCAUUACCAAUGUGACGCAGGCUGUCUGUGGCUGUGUCCCAGCCGGAUUCUUCGACGUGCUCACCUGGCUGGGAUACUGCAACAGCACCAUGAACCCCAUCAUCUACCCGCUCUUCAUGAGGGACUUCAAGAGAGCCAUGGGCAAAUUCCUGCCCUGCUGCCGGCGCUCGGGGGAGCCCCGGCCCAGCGCCAUAUCCUUCUCCAUGAGGAACUCCAACAGCGGAGCCCGUGCCGCCACGUCCCUCAAGAACAUCCUCACCUUGCAGGCUGAGACUGACUCAGUUGACUCUGGGGCGCUGGGGAAUGAUCCCAACCUGCUGCCAGCCCCCCUGACCUCCCACGCCCCCUCUAUCAGCCUGUGGGACGCAGAGCCCCCGGACGCGGAGCCGCAGGUUGGGCAGCUCGGCACCCCCGUGGCCUGAGUGGGGUCACAGAGCUCCAUGUGCUGGGAAGGAUCCCUCAGCCCCACACAAACAGCCCACGUGCUGCUGCUCCAAUUCCCUCUUCCAGUGCAUCGUGCAGCUUUUGGAGGGGCACUGCUGUGGGUAGGUUCAGCCACGUGUCACUGCCUUGUUUCUCUCUCUUCCAUCCCUCCUUUGCUCACUGGCACCAGUCCCUCACCCUUCUUCUGGCCUUUGGACAACACUCUCAGGCACGUGAUGGGAUUCUUGGGGUAUCCCAAGGGGGCCAGGAUUCGAUGAUCCUUGUGGGUCCCUUCCAACUCAGCAUAUUUUGUGAUUCUGUGAUUCUAAGAUUCUUUCCAUCUCUGGUUAGUUUGAACCUUGGAUUCCAGAUCAUCUGUCCCCCUAAACUUAAACCAAGGCUUGGUUUUCAGUUUUCACACAUGGAUCACCUCCGUUUCACCUACUGCACUGAUAGGAGUGAUGGAAACACAUCCCAUGACUCAUGGAUAAGAGGUUUGGAGCUGCUUCAGCCCAUGGAACAUCACGUCUUCUUGGAGCUGCAUUUCCUCUCCUGACUUGGAGCAUGUCUGUCUUGGUUUCCUGUUAAGCAGUGAGUUACAGCCCAGUGAAACCAUCGUGUUUAAUCAUGGAGAGCUGCACUAUGGGGGUUCAACAGGGUGCAGAAUGUCCAACACUGAUUUUUGGAUGUUCUGUGGGGGUGUGGGGAUGCGACUCGUCAUGGCUUUGUGGGUUGUGUGACAGUAGUAAUGGGAUCAGUGCCUCUUACAGCUCCAUCCUACAGCUUCCCAUUCUUGGCACAGGACCACCACACUUCUCUCUGACAAUCCGUUGAUUUUUAGAUGAUGCAAUUAGAAAAUACACUCACUCUCCCCCCCUUUCAAAUAGGAAUCUAAAGAAAUACUGUCUUUUAAAUGACAAUUCCAGGCCGCCUCCACCCAGCCCACCCCCACCAUAGCCAUAAGCAGAGAGAACAGUGAGUAAUGUGGCAAGUGGGCUCUUAAAAUAAUCAAUAAAACAAAUGAUUUUAGUAAAUUCUUCCUCAAGUGCCUUUGGGCUGCAGAGCUGGGCUGACAGUUGGCUGCUGUGCCCUCCCUGAACCCCUCCCCUCCAAGCCUUCUGCCUAAUUCUGAGCUCCCAUUAAUGGGUUUGACUGUGCUCCUGGAACUCACCAGUAUCCAAACAGACACAGAGCAUCCCCUGGAUAUGGAAUGCUGGAAGAAACAGCCACGCUCCAAGCAAAUCUCACUAGUUUUCUUUCCACGUUGUCCAUGGAUGUUCCAGAACUAAACAAGAGUUUUUAUGACCAACUUGACAUUUACUUGGUACUUUGUACCCCCUGGGAGCCAGCACUGGCCCAGCAGUCAGGGAUGAGUGACUGGGACACACUGAGGGUUCAUCAGGUUCAAACCUCAAACUGUUCAAUACAUUUUCCCCUGGAUGGGGGGACAGAGAGCCUGGGGCUGGUGUCAAGCAUAGAGAUCAAUAUGUGCAUCUUCCCACAAAACAGCUUUAUAUAAAGCCACACUUUGACUACAACUCCUGUUAAAAAGGAGCAGGAAAAUGCACGAUGGAGUCUGGAAAUCUGUUAGGUACUAAAUUAGCCUUGGGAGAUGGACAGAGAGAGAGAGAGAGAUAUCUUCAAGGCAAAUGUUCAAAAGCAAUAGUUCAUUACUGUCUCAUCAAGACUGUAAUAAUUAGGUCUUUGCUUGUGGACAAAGCCUUGGAUGAGUGGAGAAAUCCCAUUCUUUCCCUGCAGCCAGCAGCAUCAACACUGACCGGGCAAACAGCCCCAGCACGCGGGACCCUGUGGCCUGUCUCAAGAGAUGUCUCCCAUCACUGCUCCAGAAAGGAGCUGAGAAGGUCUGAGCCCCCCUGGAUGUUGGAUUUGGGGAGAGGAAACACCAGGCACUGAACCCAAACCGUUGUGCUUUGCUGUGUUACGGCAUCAUCCACAAAACCAGCCAUGUCUUUGACUCCGUGAGAAAUAAUCUGCAGGUAAGGUUUGCAGGGAACCUGGGGAAGGAAGGAGAGGGGGUGCUGGAUCAGGGAGGCAGGAGGAAGACCCUCCGUGAACCGAAAUUGGAAGGUGCAAUUGCACUCCUUCCCCUUCUGAGUCAAUGAGACCUCCCAGAUCAGGGGUGGGAGGUGUUUGUACCAUCACUCUUGUGGCAAAGUAGAAAACCCCAGAGGUGUUCUCAGAGCAGAGGCAUCCACUUGUCACGCUCCUGCCAGAUGCAUUUUCCUGGGCUUAGCAGAAAAACAGGACAGAAAAUGAGCUUUUAUGGAAGAUGUGGAUCAGUCCCACACGAAUUGGGAGCUCUGCUAGCAGGGGAUGUAAAGCUGUGUCUUUUCCUCUGCUCUGAGACUGGGGAGAAGAGAGUGGAACCAAUUCACUUUUAUGGAAGGAGGUAGAAAUGAAACAGAUUCAUGUUUAUCCUAUGCCAAGUAUGGGUUUUAUUUUAAGCCAAUUAAAAAUAAAGGGGGCUUUUAAGGCUGGAGAUGUGUGUGUGACUCAAAAGGAAAGUGUCAGUGGGUUGCUGGGCUUGGAGAGCCUGGAAGUUUCAUAAGCCAUCAGUUUUCCCGCUGCUGUCACCCAGGGUCCCAAAUGUGUUUCUAACAGGAACGGGCCCUCCAACACUCAUUGCCAUCAACCUGGAGACAGGAAAACAGUCUUGGAGAUUGGAAAGUGCCCUGGCAGCCCGAGCCUUUCUCCUCCCCAGCCAGCAUAGCUGAAGUGUGGACACUGAUCUGCCCGAAGUGGGGCAGGCAGAGCCCUCAACACACCUGAAAUCCACAAACCAAACCAAUCUCCAGUGGAAAAACGCUUUUAAUUUCCUAGUGAUGAGCCCCCCUCUGUGAUAUGAUUAAAAUCCCCUCAGAGCCAUUUGCUUUUCAGUUAUAGGGACGCAGUGCUGAGGGGGAACAGCUGCUUCCUGAAAGGAUUUGGACGGGGAUCUGUCCCGGAUUCCUGAGGAGCAGUGCAGAUACAGGCAGGAACCACCCCUCUUUCGUCCGUGGGAGCCGCCGUUGGCAGCUGCUCUGAAUGCUUUGAUCUAGUGCCAAACCAGUGCCACCCUCCAGGCUCACUUGAGGAGCUGGAAACUGCAGCUCCAGCUCCGCCGGCUCUAUUCCUGGGGAAUCCCAGUGUCACAGCUGGUGCUGUGACAGCGGUUUUAGCGCUGGCUAAGCAGCUCUGCUCUAAUUUGCUCCUUCUUCAGCUGCCUGGUCCUUGCUGUCCCUGCUGUGGGAGGAGUUCAGGCAGGGCAGAGAGGGUUCUCCCAGGAGAGAGCUGGAGGAAUCCUGUCGGUGAGCACAGCUGGCUGGGAGAGCCUCACCCCCAGCCUCAUCCUCCUCUUUCCUGGUGUUUUCCUCUGCCCGAGCCUUGCUGCCUGCUUCCCGCAGAGAUUUCUUGGCUAGAGGGGGGAAAAGACUGCCACUGCCCUUCUCUACUGGCUGGUAUUCCUUGGUUUUAAUGCCCACAGCUUUUAGGAUCGUGUCCAUCUGCUUCAUGUAGUCCAGGUGGCCGUUUACCUGCAAGGAACAAGAAUCCUGUGAGUGGGGAACCCGUGGGGACCCAGCUCAGCCAAUCCUUCAUCCCAACAGCCACCCCUGCCAUGAAACUUGGGUUUGGCUCUGAGGAGGAAAGAAUGAGGCUGGAAAAUCAAAGAAUCACGGAAUCAUUAAGGUUGGAAAAGAUAUUUAUGAUCAUCAAGUCCAGCACUGCCAAGGCCACCACUAAACUACAUCCCCAAGUGCCACAUCCACACGGUUUUUGAACACUUCCAGGGUUGGUGAUUCCACCAUUGGAUAAAUGCAGUUGUGUAUGGAACUGCCUGAACUGGCAGCAGCCUUUGGGGCACACGCUGCUGCUGGAUUAUUUUUCUUCUGAGACGUUUAAAAGCCUGGACCUGGCUGAGUUACAACCCCCAAAUCCUGUGUGCCACGAGGGUAAGAGGAGCAGCUCUGCCACAGGGAGAGACGCCCAGGUAGGAGAUGAUUUCUCUUAGUUCAGCUCCCUGUUCUGUGCUAAAUGACAUUCCUCCAGGUGCCUCAGCUCCCUUGUAAAAGCCAAGAUUAUCUUAUUUAAAUUAAGAUACAGUCAUUAAACCUCACACAGCUACCAAGUGCAUUAAGGUUCUUGGCUGGAGGCUGCACCGAUCCAUCCCACACAAUAUAAAACCAGGAGCCCAAGAGUUAUGGGUCCAUAAACCAAUUAAAAGUCAACAGCAUGUGCAAAAACCCAGAUGUUUUUAUUGUAAGAUGAAUUCCACGAUAAGAUAAAGCCUUCUGAGAUGAAUGUUGGAAUGUAUCCUUCCAGUCAGGGAGCAAGAGAACAGAAAACCUCCUCCGAAGGUGACUGUUGUUUAUACUAAAGGCCACAUGGUUGGAGAGGAAGAAAUUCCUUCCCCAUUCCAGGUGUCCUGCACAAACCAAGCACUUGAUGCACCGACAGCAUCCUGAGAUACUGCAGCAUCUUUGGUAAAUUCAAUUUCCAGCAGUUUAAACCUCCCUGACCCAGCCAGAGAGCUGGCUCAGCCUCUUAUUUACCCAAACCUUGCUAGUAAUUAGGGAAUUUCCACAUCAAGGAAUAUGCAACACCCCGGUCCCAGGUUUCGUGCUUCCCAGCCAGGUAGAUGAGUGCCCCAGAAAGGGAUGAUGAUGGUAAGAGCUCUUCACAGAGCUCUGCAAAGACACCAGCCAUGGACCCUCUGCUCAGCUUCUGCCUGGUUCCAGAGCAAUCCUUCAGCUGCCCCAUCCCUGGAAGUGUCCAUGGCCAGGUUGGAUGGGGCUUGGAGCAACCUGGGCUAGUGGAAGGCAUCCCUAACCAUGGCAGGGGGUUUGAACUGGUGCCUUCCAACACAAACCGUUCUGGGAUUCUGGGAUUCAUCGCUGUGCCAGCACCAGGGUUCCCAGCACAGCUCUCCCAAAACUAAAGCCAAUCUUUCCUCCCAAAAAUCCAAACCUCCAAGGAGUUUGCAUGAAGUGGCUUUGGAGGGGGAAACAUUUGGCUGCACUUAGGGCUUGGAGCAAACUGAAGGAUUUAAUCUGCACAUCAGACAUACAAUAUGUGACUUGAAUCCCUCCAGAUGGCUCAACAUGCUCUGUGUGUUUGGAACUGAUUAGUUAACUAAAAUAACCAUGGAAGGACUGAGGAACUGGCUGUGGGCUGUGGACAUUGUCCUCUGGAAAAAUACAAAUCUUUUGCUGCUCAGUCAGGGUGGUUGGUGCCGAAGGAGCAAGGUGGGGAUAGACAGGAAGGAGCUGGACUUGCUGGGAGUUGGGGCUGAAGGCCUUUGGUUUAUUGCAUUCAGAACCUCUCCUGUCACCACCAUCUGCCUGCCCUGGUCAGUGCUUGGGGAUUUCUCAUCCUGGUGUUACUGAGCCAUUAGUCAGAGGGAACAAAUUUCCUCUGCCACCUUAAGGACUAGAUUUUCGUAUCUCCUCAGUAUCCAUCCAGCAGCUUCCACUAAAACAACAGGGAAUUCCUCUUCCUUGAGCACCAUGAUCACUGAGGGAUGCAGGGUAUGAGCCAUUCUGAAGAGCUCAUGCAGCUAAAAGAGAAGCUGAGACCUCCUGAAAAUCCAUCCCUUCCUGCAGCUCUGCUAAACCUCUAAUCUCUAAAUCUCUUCCAAGGAAAUGCACUCCUGUCUCCAGGACAGCCCAGGAAAGGAUUCCCUAAAGCUGGACCAGCACAAGCCCUGAGAAGUGUAAGAGGAGGGAGGACUCUGCUGCAGUGUGACACUGAGCACUGAGCCAUCAGCAAAAGAACAGCAAACAAACUGCCUUGCCACUUGCCAUCCUGGUGGGAAAAUCCAGCAAUUCCAGAUCUCCAAAGCCUGUUUCCAUCUGCUAUCAAAGGAUGAAUUCCUCCACUGGGUAGGCUGUGCAGGAGAUGGGAGGGGAACAUCUACAACAUAGUCAGUAAAAACUUUAAAGGGAAACAAA